Messenger RNA from Lontra canadensis (Northern American river otter), 1571 nucleotides. Its product is annotated as leukocyte immunoglobulin-like receptor subfamily A member 6. The record is from RefSeq and is a predicted model, not a curated record. Gene Ontology annotation, molecular function: inhibitory MHC class I receptor activity. Gene Ontology annotation, biological process: cytokine-mediated signaling pathway. Lineage: Eukaryota; Metazoa; Chordata; Mammalia; Carnivora; Mustelidae.
AUGAACUCCAUCCUUACAGCCCUGCUCUGUUUCAGGCUGAGUGUGGGCCCCAGGACCCAAGCGCAGGCAGGGACCCUCCUGAAACCCACCCUCUGGGCUGAGCCAGGCUCUGUGAUGCCCUGGAGGACACUUGUGACCAUCUGGUGUCUGGGGGCCCUGGAGGCCCAGGAGUACCGCCUGCAUAAAGAGGGAGACUCCAGGACCUAGGACAAACAGAAACUGCUAGAGCCCAGGGACAAGGCCAAGUUCUCCAUGAAACACAUGACAGAUGUAUAUGCAGGAAGAUAUCACUGUGACUAUUUCAGUCCCACCAGCUGGUCAGAGCCCAGUGACCCCCUGGAGCUGGUGGUGACAGGAUCCCAGGACAAACCCAGGCUCUCAGCCCUGCCCAGCCCUGUCGUGACCUCAGGAGGGAAUGUGACCCUCCAGUGUGCCUCACGGAUGGGAUUCCACAGGUUUGUCCUGAUGAAGGAAGGAGAGCACCAGCCCUUCUGGACCCUGGUCUCCCAGGCAGCCACCCGUGGGGGGACCCAGGCCCUGUUCCCUGUGGGCCCCGUGACCCCCGGCCUCAGGUGGACAUUCAGAUGCUAUGGCUAUUACAGCAACACCCCCCAGGUGUGGUCGGACCCCAGUGAGCUGCCCCUGGAGCUGCUGGUCUCAGGUGUGUCAGGGAAGCCCUCCCUCCUGACCCAACAGGGCCCUGUCGUGACACCUGGACACAGCAUGACCCUCCAGUGUCACUCUGAUGUCAGCUACGACAGAUUCGUUCUGUCCAAGGAGGGGACACAUGAACCUUCCCAGCGGCUUGUCCGGCAGCCCCAGGCUGGGCUCUCGGGGGCAGACUUCUACCUGGGCCUGGUGAGACCCUCCCACGGGGGCCGGUACAUGUGUUAUGGUGGAAACACCGUCUCCUCUGAGUGGUCGGCCCCCAGUGACCCCCUGGACAUCCUGCUCGCAGGACAACUGCCCUACACACCCUCCCUCUCAGUGCAACCUAGACCCACGGUGGCCCCAGGAGAGAAUGUGACCCUGCUGUGUCAGUCACGGAGCCCUGUGGACACUUUCCUUCUGUCCAAGGAGGGGGCAGCCGAUCCCCCCCUGCGUCUUAGAUCACAGUACCGAGCUGGGCAGCACCGGGCUGAAUUCCCCAUGAGUCCUGUGACCUCAGCCCACAGGGGUACCUACAGGUGCUAUGGCUCUUCUAGAAUCUCCCCCUACCUGUUGUCACAGCCUAGUGACCCCCUGGAGCUCCUGGUCUCAGAAGCCACUGGCACCGUGAGCCCACCCCAAAUCAACUCAGACCCCAGCAGUGCUUCAGACCCCAGAGAUUACACGGUGGAGAAUCUGACCCGCCUGGGCGUGGCUGCCUUGAUCCUGGUGGUCCUUGGGAUUCUGCUGCUAGAGGCUCAGCACAGCCAGAGAAGGACCCCAGAUGCAGCCAGGAGCUAAACACGAGUGGGAACAAGGCCACCAUUCCAUGUGGCAGAGCUGUGGGCAUGCAUUCCAGGUGCCCAGAGAGAUCUGGAGGAAAGUCUGCAGCUCACCCUCGCUGAUCUGUCUGCUGACAACAU